Messenger RNA from Daldinia caldariorum, 613 nucleotides. RefSeq lists its product as uncharacterized. Lineage: Eukaryota; Fungi; Ascomycota; Sordariomycetes; Xylariales; Hypoxylaceae. The transcript has a single exon. The record is from RefSeq and is a predicted model, not a curated record. Bases 47 to 301 code for a protein of 84 amino acids.
CGAGGACCGUGUCCAGGGGAAGGCUAUACUUGUCACGAAUGUCUUGAUGGGUGGUUCUGUCCGCCGGUGCAGACUCCGGCACAGCCUGCACCUUGCGGGUUUGGUUGGCCUUGCGUUCACUGCGAUGGGGGAUGGUUUUGUGUCCCUCAACCAACUCCAAAUCGGGAAACGUGCGCGAGGCCAAGCGGUCCAAAUACAAAUGGCCCUGGGUCCAUUUCUUCUACAAUUUCCUCGCCUCAAAACCCCUCUCAGCCAAUUCCAACACAGCAAACAGGGUCGGGUCGUAACAGGCCCGGCCUGAGAAGCCCUAGAGAGGCUUCAGGUUGGGGCUACUGUGGCUGCUGGGCUGAUCAACCCGACAACCGGGCGCUCAACAUGGAGCCGCAUCACAAUCUAGGCCUUUUGACUAACGAAGGGUGUGUUCAACAUUGCAUGGGUCAUGGUUUUCUUAUGGCCGGCACCGAAAAUGGAGAUAGCUGCUACUGCGGAAACUUUCUCAAUGGCACACGGAAACUUGACGAUUCCGUAUGCUCAGUUUCGUGUACAGGUGACUCUACGCAGGCAUGUGGUGGCAACAAUGCGCUCAGUUGUUACAGUCCUGACAACGAAGCCC